AUGGCUGACACAUUAAAGGAGACAAUUUCUCAGAGUCUGGAGUGUCCUGUAUGCCUGAGUAUCUUUACUGAUCCCAAAAUCCUGUCUUGUUCUCACACCUACUGCAAGGGCUGCCUGAAGAACCUUUUCGAGUGCAGUGACAAUGACCAGACCAUCCGUUGUCCUGUAUGCAGAGCAGAGACCCAGGUUCAUAACGAAGAUAUCGGACAACUCCAGACAAAUCUUGGCUUGAAGAAUCUCAUAGACGACGUCAAGAAUCGACUUCCGGUUUGUACGAAUUGUAAAUCCGAGGACCAGCCCAAUACUGUUGUCUACUGCCAAGAGUGUGGAAAGUAUCUCUGUGUCACAUGUCAAAAUACGCAUUCUCAAUGGGAAGACUUCAUUAGUCAUACAAUCACAUCCGUGAGUGAGAUCUCAUCAGGAAAGAUUACAGAUCGAAGAUACCGGAAGUGCAGAAAGCAUCCAAAAGAAUACGAGGAGUGCUUUUGUCGUAACUGUAGGAGAUUUGCAUGCUUCAGGUGUGUUGUCAUGGAGCAUAAUGACGAAGGACAUAUGAUCACUGGGGGAAAUGAUUAUGAAAGCCAGCACAUGAAGGUUAUCGAGGAUCUCAAAGCAAAGGUUGAGAAGAAACGCUCUUGCUUCCAGGGGUACGUUGAUUUCAUAGAGGAAAAGAAGGAAAUUGUGAGCAAUACCCAAAAGCAGUGCACUAAUGAAAUCAACAAAACGUACGAAGAAAUGGUCUUAAUGCUGCAACAGCAAAGAAGAAUCCUCGUUGGUGAAGUCAAUGAGAGGGCUGACGACGUAGAAAAAGGACUGGACGAAAUGAAGAUGUCGGCUCAGAAGCACAUCAUUCGUUUGGCCACGAUAGGUGACAUCAUAACCACUAAGACAAAUUUGCCGUUAGACAAGGAUACUCUGGCUGCUCAUGACACGCUUUGUGAAGUCUUGGAUGAGGCCUUGAAGAAAAAAGAUCCUGACUACGAGCUCUCCAGAAAAUUAAGCAAGAAAGGAGAAGGCCUAACAUAUGAGAGAAAAAUGGGAAAAGACAAAAUAAAUCUUGGGACGAUCGUAGAUUCAUCACCUGUAAAGAAUGUUGUUGCCUUGCGAAAUAAGAAAAGCAUGGUUGGCAUGGCUGUUUCACUGCUUAUCAUCACAUAUGUAGUCUUUUCAGUAUUGCCUUCAACCUUAGCUUGCAUGGUUCUAUUUACUUUGUAUUGGAAAUGGCAUUAG
Lytechinus pictus (painted urchin) is the source of this 1230-nucleotide messenger RNA. RefSeq names its product tripartite motif-containing protein 2-like. Gene Ontology annotation, biological process: protein monoubiquitination. The record is from RefSeq and is a predicted model, not a curated record. The transcript has a single exon. The coding region runs from base 1 to 1230 and encodes 409 amino acids. Gene Ontology annotation, molecular function: ubiquitin protein ligase activity; zinc ion binding. Lineage: Eukaryota; Metazoa; Echinodermata; Echinoidea; Temnopleuroida; Toxopneustidae.